Molecule: messenger RNA, 2359 nt
Organism: Coregonus clupeaformis (lake whitefish)
Lineage: Eukaryota; Metazoa; Chordata; Actinopteri; Salmoniformes; Salmonidae
Product: peroxisomal targeting signal 1 receptor-like
Exons: 5
Coding region: 119-865 (248 amino acids)
Biological process (GO): protein import into peroxisome matrix, docking
Cellular component (GO): cytosol; peroxisomal membrane
Molecular function (GO): protein binding
Source: RefSeq, a predicted model, not a curated record
UUUUUUUUAGGCAUGGCAAUAUCUGGGAACCUGUCAGGCAGAGAACGAACAAGAGUUUGCAGCCAUCAGUGCCCUCCGCAGAUGCAUAGAGUUGAAGAAGGACAACCUGACUGCUCUGAUGGCACUGGCCGUCAGUUUCACCAACGAAUCGCUGCACAGGCAGGCCUGUGAGACCCUUCGCGAUUGGCUGAGGCACAACCCCGCGUACCGGCCAGUCUUGGAGCAGAGUGAACGGGAGCGAGAGAAGGACGGAGAGGCCAGAGAGAGGGAGAGAUUUGGCUCACUGCUGCCAGAAUCUUUGUUUACAGAGGUGCAGUCCCUGUUCCUCAGUGCGGCGAACUCUGACCCCGCCCGCGUCGACCCCCAGCUACAGUGUGGCCUGGGAGUCCUCUUCAAUCUGAGCGGGGAGUAUGACAAGGCCGUGGACUGUUUCACUGCAGCCCUCUCUGUCACACCACAGGACUAUCUGCUAUGGAAUAAACUGGGCGCCACCCUGGCCAAUGGAAGCCGCUCAGAGGAGGCUGUUGCCGCCUACAGGAGGGCGCUGGAACUGCAGCCAGGCUUCAUCCGCAGUCGGUACAACCUGGGAAUCAGCUGUGUCAACCUAGGAGCCCACAGAGAGGCCGUGGAGCACUUCCUGGAAGCCCUGUCCCUGCAGCGGCAGGCGUCGGGUGAGACGGUCGGUGCAAGCCGGGGCCCGGGGGGCGCCGCAGCCACCAUGAUGUCCGACAACAUCUGGUCCACCCUGCGCAUGGCCUUAAGCAUGAUGGGAGAGAGCUCGCUAUACGCGGCGGCCGACCGGCGAGACCUCGACACGCUGCUCUCCCACUUCUGUCAGAGGGAGGGGGAAGCGGUGGGGGAAUGAAGGCGUGGGAGGGCCGAGGGAGGGAGAGGGGCAGGAGGAGAGGUGAUAGAGUGUGAGUGCUCACUUACGGGAGGAAGGUGUCUGGGAGAGGUAGAUAGAGAAGUCCCCUCCACAAACAACCCCCUAGCCCCUAACCCUAUAGGCACUUCAUAUAGAUCUGAAAUGAUUGGAUAGGUAAAAACAACACGGAAGUAGCUCCAUACGUAGCAUUUCUGCCAUCUUGCUUAUAACUAUCAGGGUUGGGGUCAGUUUACUUCCUGAAUUGAAAUGGAACUGACUCCAACCCUGAUACCUAUCCAAUCCUUUCAGGAAGAGAGGGAGGAUGAUGUGUGACAAGGGGAGUAGUCUGAAAGGGAGGAGAGGUGAGAGAGACAUUUGUUGUGACUAUCAGCAACAAAGGGAAAUGCGGAGUAUACACCAGGUGUAUUGAAUACAUACUAUUUCCUCCCCUGAUCACUCUAACAUAGCCUGGUUGCCAGUUGGUUACUUCAUUGUCAUUAUCACGUUUGACACAAAGCAGAAACAGACUGGCACACAGGCUAGUUCCCAAAUGUCUGGUUAGUUACCCUCUGGUGCAGGGACGUUCUUGUUGUGUUCCUCAUAAUCAGAGGCAUCAUCAUGCCUUUGAAACUGAGGAGGCACGUGACUCCCUUAGUUUCACUCAGCCCUAUGAACUAAGGAUGUAUACUAGUGCAAAGUUUGUACCUUAUGUUUUCCAGAGGGAAUAAAACACUGACGUGGUAGAGCAAAAGAUCAAGUUGAGAUUAAUGUUACUGUAAUGUAUAGAAAAGAUAGGCCCAUGUUUGUUUGGAGGAUCUUUGUUUUUCCUGUUUUAUUCCCCCAUGAAAAUAGAAGUUCAAAGUUUGGAUUAGUCGAAUACUUAGCAAACCUGGCUUACUGAUUACGAAUCAAUUGCUGAAGAUAAAAAGAGACCAUUAGAGUAAUAUAGAUAUCUGGUUUUGGAGCAGGGGUGCUGAACUCCGGUCCCUGAGAGCCAUAGUCUGUUGGUUUUUCGUUAUUUUAUUUUGAUCAGAGAAUGAAUUAUACUUGGGUACUCAGUCCAAUCAAUGAAGUACUCGAGAGAAAGGAAAGAGUGCUGACAUGAGUUGUACACACCAGAGUCGAAUUCACUAGUAGGAACCCAACGGAAGCAAACGGGGAGGGACCUACCUGAAUUUGUCUGAUAAGAAACGCUUGUUUUCAUUUUCUGUUGCUACGGUGUGAAAGAAUGAAUGUGACUCAGCUUUGGACAGAGGAUGACAUCAGUGCAAAGGUGAUGGUGUACCGAAAGAGGGGUCUUUGCACUCCUUCCCUCCCUCAACCCUUUUUUCUUCAGUCAAAUGCUCUUGUUGUAAAAUAAUUAGCUUAAUUGUAAAAUAAUGCUUUUUGCCAUAUUGUCUGUAUGAUAAUUAUUGUACUGUUUUCAAAAUAGUUAACCAGACUGUAAUAAUUAUUAAUGUGAUAUUCAGCAAUAAAGCUCUGACUCCAAAAAUG